Rattus norvegicus (Norway rat) is the source of this 3768-nucleotide messenger RNA. It is a transcript of the gene Zbtb24, whose product is annotated as zinc finger and BTB domain containing 24. Gene Ontology annotation, cellular component: nucleus. The transcript has 7 exons. Bases 182 to 2314 code for a protein of 710 amino acids. The record is from RefSeq and is marked validated. Lineage: Eukaryota; Metazoa; Chordata; Mammalia; Rodentia; Muridae.
UGCGCGCGCUUCCGGGCUGACAGUCGCCGGGAGCCGGGAGCUUACGCGCAGUGGUGCCGGGGGCGUGGAUCGGCGACAGGCCCGGCUUGGUGUCCUCUGGGCAGCCCGGUGGACUGACUGUAGUAGGACCCCGCCGGCCGGCCCUGACAGAUUUAAACCUCUUCGGAGUCUUCUGGAGAAAAUGGCGGACACAACACCUGAGCCUUCUGGGCAUCUUAUUGUACACUCAGACACUCACAGUGACACUGUCCUGGCUAGUCUUGAGGAUCAGAGGAAGAAGGGCUUUCUUUGCGAUAUUACUUUGAUCGUGGAGAAUGUGCAUUUCCGAGCUCAUAAAGCCCUACUGGCUGCCAGUAGCGAGUAUUUCUCAAUGAUGUUUGCGGAAGAGGGCGAGAUUGGCCAGUCCAUUUAUAUGCUGGAAGGCAUGGUUGCAGACACCUUUGGUAUCCUGCUGGAAUUUAUCUAUACAGGUUAUCUACAUGCCAGUGAGAAAAUGACAGAACAAAUCCUGGCUACUGCCCAAUUCUUAAAAGUCUAUGACCUGGUAAAGGCUUACACCGACUUCCAGAAUAGCCAUAACUCCCCAAAGCCACCGGCCUUGAACUGCUCAGGUACUCCGGUGGUGGUUAUUUCCAAUAAGAAGAAUGAUCCUCUGAAACGGAAACGGGGAAGGCCAAGAAAAACCAACAGUUUGCAGGAAGGGAAAUCGGAGCUAGCUGCAGAGGGAGAGGUGCAGCUAAGAGUGAACAAUUCCGUUCAGAAUAGACAAAACUUUGUAUUUAAAGAAGACAGUGUCAGACUGAAUGAGCAGACUCCCAAAGAAAAGGAGUUGGAGCCUGCCGGUGAGCCAGGCAGUGUGGAGGAGAUGCCUGCCGAGAAGGACGAGAACUCUGACCCCAAGGCUCGGGAUGGACCGGGAAGCCAGAGCAGGUACAGCAAGCGGAGGACUCGCAGGUCUGUCAAGCUUAAAGACUACAAACUUAGUGGAGAUGAAGAUGACCAGAGCACAGCCAAGAGGGCGACGUGUGGGAGGCAAAAGCGUUCCAGCGCUCCCGAGGCCCGCUGUAAAGACUGCGACAGAGUCUUUAAAUAUAGUCACUUCUUAGCCAUCCACCAGAGACGCCACACUGGGGAGCGACCCUUCAAAUGCAGUGAGUGUGGAAAGGGCUUUGCUCAGAAGCACUCCUUGCAGGUUCACACCAGGAUGCACACGGGGGAGCGGCCAUACACCUGCACCGUGUGCAGCAAGGCGCUGACCACCAAGCACUCCCUGCUGGAGCACAUGAGCCUGCACUCAGGGCAGAAGUCUUUUACCUGUGAUCAGUGUGGAAAGUAUUUCAGCCAGAAAAGACAGCUAAAGAGCCAUUAUCGUGUCCAUACAGGCCACUCACUACCAGAAUGCAACCACUGCCAUCGCAAGUUUAUGGAUGUGUCCCAGCUAAAGAAACAUCUGCGGACGCACACAGGUGAGAAGCCAUUUACUUGUGAAAUCUGUGGGAAAUCUUUCACAGCAAAGAGCUCCCUCCAGACCCACAUCAGAAUCCACCGAGGAGAAAAGCCGUACUCCUGCAGCAUCUGCGGCAAAUGCUUCUCUGACUCCAGUGCCAAGAGGAGACACUGCGUCUUACAUACGGGCAAAAAGCCUUUCUCCUGCCCUGAGUGUAGCCUACAGUUUGCUCGCCUAGACAAUUUGAAGGCUCACCUGAAAAUCCACAGCAAGGAGAAGCACGCGUCAGACUCCAGCAGUGUUUCUGGCAGUAGUGCUGACGAGGUGCGGAACGUUCUUCAGCUGCAGCCAUACCAGCUCUCCGCCUCAGGAGAGCAGGAGAUUCAGCUUCUCGUUACCGACUCUGUGCAUAACAUUAACUUCAUGCCCACUCCCAGCCAGGGAGUUAGCAUUGUAGCUGCUGAGAGCUCUCAGAACAUGGCCACAGACCCGGCUGCCAACAUCACCCUGCUCACACAGCAGCCGGAGCAACUGCAGGGCCUGAUUCUUUCAGCUCAGCAGGAGCAGACAGAGCACAUUCAGAGCCUCGGCAUGAUUGGAAGCCAGAUGGACACCUCCCAGACCGAGCCAGUGCAUGUGAUCACACUGUCCAAGGAAACGCUGGAGCACCUCCAUGCUCACCAGGAGCAAACAUCCAGCUCAGUGCCUGCAGCGGACACAGGAGCCCGAGCCUCCUCUCCCCCCUCCACUAGGCCAGGGGCAGAGCUGACACAGGCACCUCUGACUGUUCCCCUGGACCCUUCCCCUGGAGCCACAGUGGCGGGGUGGCCCUUUGGGCCGUCCUCUUAUAGAUCCUUAAAGAUGUGAUCUGCCCCUUACUUAUAAUGGGCUCCGUCAGGGCAGAGUCUGUCUUAUCUAUAACAUCAACUCAUAUUUGGCAUUUAAAUAUUGAUGAGGGUUUCCACUUUGAUCUACUAUCUGCUCUUCAGGAUUGGUAGUUUUCCUUCAGGGGCAUUGAUUUUAUUAUACUUUUCUGUAAGUGUUGAAUGUCCACAGCCAUAGAGUAUGGUCUGGUUUAGAACCAACAGAGUCGUGCCUGGGGUGCAUCUUUGGGUAUAGUGGGGUUAUUUCUCUUGGGCAGUAUGCUUGCCAUUCCCAAACGAGUCAGCCCUACUGUAAGUGAUCACGGCAAGAUUCCCCUCCAGGAACUUACCCCUAAGAGAGCGCCUCUUGGAUUUAUCUCUGUGUGGUACGGCGGGGCGGGCUGACCGUGUUGCACUGAAGCUAUCUUGUCAUGCUCACAAACCAUACUCGCGACACAAAAGCCAAAGUAACUUUAAAGGUUUUGAAUACAACUUUGCUUCAAAACGUGGAUUUAUACAUUUUUUUUUAAAGAAGCAGGCUAUUAAAUUUUAUUUUAAAAAAUCUCCGGGGCUGGGGAUUUAGCUCAGUGGUAGAGCGCUUACCUAGGAAGCGCAAGGCCCUGGGUUCGGUCCCCAGCUCCGAAAAAAAAGAACCAAAAAAAAAAAAAAAAAAAAUCUCCAAAGUAUGAAACUGGAUCAAGAUACUCAUUCCAAAUAAACCAAAUUUUGUCAGAUAAUGAUACUUGAUUUUUAUCAAAAAGAAGUCUUAGUUACCUGGAACUUUAAAGUUUCUCAGUGUACCAUAAGUCCUAAAUGCACUGCUGACUUGUACUUGAGCGCAGCAUUCUGAGUUCCGCGUCCAUCGUCCAUCGUAGGACUCCUGCAGGAAGAACUGGGCUCUGUCUGCAUGGCCGUCCAGGUUAACCCCACUCCACACCGCUUCCUUCUGAGCCUCAGAGCGAAAGCAGCCGCCUGCGUCCAUGAUGGAGGGACUUUCAAGCCAACACUAAGUUAUGUCUGGGUUCUGUUUUCACGAUCACUGCACUAGUUGAAUUCUUGGACUUCUCAGGAAGCUGGCGGCCUUGCUUGAGGAAAGAGAUAGGGUGCUGGGAACACGGUGCAGGGGACCGUCGGUGUGAACUCGUGUCUUCACAGCCGUCAUUCUUCUUCCCUUCGUGUAUUCCCAGCCAAAUCCACUAUAUUUCUGCAAAUUAAAGAACUAGACAAUUCUUCACAUUAGCAAGAACAUUUUUGUUCUAUAUGCACCGAGUUGUUUUAUUAGACAUAAUUUAUAAAUUGAAUACCAAGUUGUAGAUACGGAUCGGCUGUGUAAUGUGCACUCUGAUCUGACUGGCACAAAUGCUGCUUCCCUUUAGUAAUUUAGACUCAGUUUAGUCAUUUGAGCUAUGUAUUCACUGUGACGUGUGAGCAUGGCUUAUAUACAGGCCUUAUCCCCUG